CAAUCAUCCCCCGAAAAGUUCUCCCCGCCAUGCCGCCACUGCCACGUUUACAUUCCGAGUCUUCGGGGCUCCAGCACCGCUCCAAAACAGGCUGCGGCUCAUGCCGCCGACGAAAGAAGAAAUGCGACGAAACCCACCCCGUGUGCAAUGGCUGCCAGCGCAAUAAUCUCGCCUGCACAUGGCCGGGAGGGUCCCCUAGCGACAAAGGCACGGCCCCUCAGACUCGACGGCCCAGACGUCGUCAGAACCUAGCAGACGGGGGAUGUCGUCUGCCGCCCGAGUUGGCAGGCAUGGUGACUGUGUUCGCAACGCCAAGUGACGAUCUCGUGCGCCGCCUGUUGACUCAUUUCUCGCAUUUCGGACCAACCUGGCUGACGAGUCGCAUUGGAACGGGGCGCACGCGGAUCCUGGGGCAUUUGUUCCCCGAGACGAUGGAGAGUCCACUGAUUUUGAACUGUGUGUUGAUGGUUGCGGCGGGGGACUUGGUCAAGUAUGACCCGUUCGAUGUGCGGGUUCAGGCGGCGGCGGUGGAGUUUUAUGGCAAUGCGGUGGAGGGGCUAAGAGACGCCGUUGGAAUGCAGGGACCUACGGGUGAUGUCUCAGAUCACAAUUUGUUAGCCGUCUUGCUCUUCUGUUUACACGAGACUCAAAACUACACCUCCCAAGAGCGCCUCAUCCCACACCUCAACGCCGCCGCCACGCUAAUCACCCAGCGUCUACACACGGUCCCUGGAAACUCAGAACUGCGCAAGUUCCUCCUCGAAAUGUUCUGCUAUCUCUUCUCUCUCACCUCAUUUUCCCACUCCUCCCUCCUCUCCCUACACCAAGGGAGCCAGAUCUUCGACACCCCAGGCCUAAUGGAAUACCUGCAAGGGGGCGCCAUCCUCGGGACAUCCCAAAAGGCCUUAUUCGUUGUCUAUCGGGUCUCCAAACUCCUCUCUCAACUCUCCUCCACCACUCCGAAUAGCCAAAAUACAGACGGAGAUCUCGACCCCAAAACCCGCUCCAAACUCCUCGCCACCGAAACCCAACUCCAAACAACCCAGCCCCCAUUCUCACCCACCCCCGACAUGAAUACCGAAACCCUCAGCGACGGCAUCACAUUCGAAUUCUACCGCCUCGCAUGUCUCAUCUACCUCCGGUACACCGUCGCCCCAUCCACCCCCAUAAAGCACCCGUAUAUCCAAUCUCUCGUCACACAAUUCAUCACCUACCUGUCUUAUCUCCCGGAAUCCCCCUCGGAUGGAUUCAUCUGCUGGCCGGUGGUGAUUGUGGGACUUUGCGCGGUGCAGAAGGAGCAUCGGGGUGCUAUUGCGACGAAGUUGAAGAAGACGCAUGAGCGGUGGCGCAGCGAUAUCUUUACGAAGAGUUUGGGGUUUUUAAGGGCGUGGUGGAGGGGGAGGGAGGGUGAUGGAUCUGGUUCUGAAUAUGGACGGGAAGGACAGAGCCUACGGUUGGGGAUAAGGGGGGUUGAGUUUCCGGUUCUUUUGCUUUGA
This is a messenger RNA of Aspergillus steynii IBT 23096, 1496 nucleotides long. RefSeq names its product Zn(II)2Cys6 transcription factor. Gene Ontology annotation, biological process: positive regulation of transcription by RNA polymerase II. Gene Ontology annotation, cellular component: nucleus. Gene Ontology annotation, molecular function: transcription cis-regulatory region binding; zinc ion binding; DNA-binding transcription factor activity, RNA polymerase II-specific. NCBI's taxonomy places the organism in Eukaryota, Fungi, Ascomycota, Eurotiomycetes, Eurotiales, Aspergillaceae. The record is from RefSeq and is a predicted model, not a curated record. The coding region runs from base 30 to 1496 and encodes 488 amino acids. The transcript is spliced from 3 exons.